AUGGCUUCGGACGAAAUUAUCUGGCAGAUUAUCAACCAGCAGUUCUGCGCAUUCAAGUUAAAAACGGAGAAGAACCAAAACUUCUGCCGCAAUGAGUACAACGUUACUGGGCUGUGCAAUCGCCAGUCGUGCCCCCUCGCCAACUCUCGCUACGCAACUGUCCGCCAGCACCCUACCAAGCAGACGUUGUACCUCUACAUCAAGACGGUGGAGCGUGCCCACCUGCCGUCCAAGAUGUGGGAGAAGAUCAAGCUAUCCAACAACUACAAUAAGGCGCUCGAGCAGAUUGACGAGAAGCUCAUCUACUGGCCCAAGUUCAUGCUGCACAAGUGCAAGCAGCGCCUGACCCGCCUGACGCAAGUGAACAUCCGCAUGCGACGCAUAGCCGCCGAGGAGGACCGUCUGGGGGAGAAGCUCGUGCCCAAGCUAGCGCCCAAGAUCAGGCACCGUGAGCGCGCCAGAGAGCGCAAGGCCGAGGCGGCUGCCAAGCUGGAGAAGACGAUUGAGAGAGAGCUUCUGGAGCGUCUGAGGCAGGGUGCAUAUGGCGAUCAGCCGCUCAACGUCAGCGAGGACAUCUGGAAGAAGGUUCUCAACGCCAUGGAGCGUGAUGGCGAGGGUCUGAGGGACGAGGACAUGGACGACGGUGAAGAGGAGGAGGAGCUCAACAGUGAAGAAGAGGACGACCUCGAGAAGGAGGUCCAGUACGUCUCUGACAUUGACGAGAGCGAGGAAGAGCUCGAGGACCUCCAGGACUGGCUCGAGAGCGAAGCGGAGGAGGAGGAAGACGACGAGAGCGACGAGUCCGAGACUGAGAAGUCCAAGGCUGGCCUCAAGCGAAAGCGUGGCCGCGCGAUCAAGAUGAAGAACAAGAAGCCCCGACAGGAGCAGCAGAAGGUUGCUUUGACCAACGAACUCGAAUGGUAA
Messenger RNA from Clonostachys solani, 924 nucleotides. The record is from the annotation of a GenBank genome assembly. NCBI's taxonomy places the organism in Eukaryota, Fungi, Ascomycota, Sordariomycetes, Hypocreales, Bionectriaceae.